CAGAUAUGGGAGACAUGGGCGAUCCACCAAAAAAAAAACGUCUGAUUUCCCUAUGUGUUGGUUGCGGUAAUCAAAUUCACGAUCAGUAUAUUCUGAGGGUUUCUCCGGAUUUGGAAUGGCAUGCGGCAUGUUUGAAAUGUGCGGAGUGUAAUCAGUAUUUGGACGAAAGCUGUACCUGCUUUGUUAGGGACGGGAAAACCUACUGUAAAAGAGAUUAUAUCAGGUUGUACGGGAUCAAAUGCGCCAAGUGCAGCAUAGGCUUCAGCAAGAACGACUUCGUGAUGCGCGCCCGCUCUAAGGUGUACCACAUCGAAUGUUUCCGCUGUGUAGCAUGCAGCCGACAGCUCAUCCCGGGAGACGAAUUCGCGCUGCGGGAGGAUGGGCUUUUCUGCCGCGCGGACCACGAUGUAGUGGAGAGGGCCAGCCUAGGAGCUGGAGACCCUCUCAGUCCCUUGCAUCCAGCGCGGCCUCUGCAAAUGGCAGCCGAGCCCAUCUCCGCUAGGCAGCCAGCUCUGCGGCCGCACGUCCACAAACAGCCCGAGAAGACCACCCGAGUGCGGACUGUGCUCAACGAAAAGCAGCUGCACACCUUGCGGACCUGCUACGCAGCCAACCCUCGGCCAGAUGCGCUCAUGAAGGAGCAACUAGUGGAGAUGACCGGCCUCAGUCCCCGAGUCAUCCGGGUCUGGUUUCAAAACAAGAGGUGCAAGGACAAGAAACGCAGCAUCAUGAUGAAGCAGCUCCAGCAGCAGCAACCCAACGACAAAACUAAUAUCCAGGGGAUGACAGGAACUCCCAUGGUGGCUGCUAGUCCGGAGAGACAUGAUGGUGGUUUACAGGCUAACCCAGUUGAGGUGCAAAGUUACCAGCCGCCCUGGAAAGUACUGAGUGACUUCGCCUUGCAAAGUGACAUAGAUCAGCCUGCUUUUCAGCAACUGGUCAAUUUUUCAGAAGGAGGACCAGGCUCUAAUUCCACUGGCAGUGAAGUAGCAUCGAUGUCCUCUCAGCUCCCAGAUACACCCAACAGCAUGGUAGCCAGUCCUAUAGAGGCAUGAGGAAC
This is a messenger RNA of Rattus norvegicus (Norway rat), 1060 nucleotides long. RefSeq names its product ISL LIM homeobox 1 (gene Isl1). Gene Ontology annotation, cellular component: nucleus; chromatin. The record is from RefSeq and is marked provisional. Bases 6 to 1055 code for a protein of 349 amino acids. Gene Ontology annotation, biological process: positive regulation of interleukin-12 production; atrial septum morphogenesis; trigeminal nerve development. Gene Ontology annotation, molecular function: DNA-binding transcription factor activity, RNA polymerase II-specific; DNA-binding transcription activator activity, RNA polymerase II-specific; chromatin binding. Lineage: Eukaryota; Metazoa; Chordata; Mammalia; Rodentia; Muridae. The transcript has 6 exons.